AUCUAUAAGGAUGGCUCACCGACUACGACGGCUGACAGACAAAGAGAUAGCCUGUGCACUGCAAGAUGAUUCUGCAAGUGAAGAUGGUCUCGACCUUGAUGACGAUAGUUUGGCUGACCCUGACUUUGACCCGGAUUUAGGAGAGUUGAAUGAAGAGUCUAUGGGAGUCGAAUUUGAUAUGGAUGAUUUAGUAGACUACAUAAACGAUGACGACUAUAACUCUAACCAUGAGGUAGAAGUAGAUCCGACAACGUCUAGUUCAGACAUUCCAGGUACUUCAGGUCCUCCCGCUAAACGGCGAAAGCCUGAAAAGCUUACAUUACUGUGA
Rhagoletis zephyria (snowberry fruit fly) is the source of this 328-nucleotide messenger RNA. RefSeq lists its product as uncharacterized. The record is from RefSeq and is a predicted model, not a curated record. Lineage: Eukaryota; Metazoa; Arthropoda; Insecta; Diptera; Tephritidae.